Messenger RNA from Lactuca sativa (garden lettuce), 576 nucleotides. RefSeq lists its product as uncharacterized. Lineage: Eukaryota; Viridiplantae; Streptophyta; Magnoliopsida; Asterales; Asteraceae. Gene Ontology annotation, biological process: mRNA splicing, via spliceosome. The record is from RefSeq and is a predicted model, not a curated record. Gene Ontology annotation, cellular component: spliceosomal complex. Gene Ontology annotation, molecular function: RNA binding.
CUGUAAAUGUUGACCAGAAACAAGGGCUCACUUCAGUCUUCUCUCCCGUAAGAGCUCUCUAGGGUUGUCUCUGCGGCUGCGUUAUCAAUCAAAGGAGAGGACAUCCACAACAACAGCAGCCAUGGCGACCAAAGUCCAGAGGAUCAUGACCCAACCGAUCAAUCUGAUCUUUAGGUUCCUCCAGAGUAAAGCUCGUAUUCAGAUAUGGCUAUUUGAGCAGAAGGACUUGAGGAUUGAAGGCCGCAUAAUCGGGUUUGAUGAGUACAUGAAUUUGGUUCUUGAUGAGGCUGAAGAAGUCAGCAUUAAGAAGAAGACCAGAAAGCCACUAGGAAGGAUUCUACUAAAAGGGGACAACAUUACGCUGAUGAUGAAUUCGGGAAAGUGAUGAGGAGCAUUUGCAUCAGUGUAGGCUUAAAACAAGAUUUGCAAGUUAUGUUAGGCAUUGUUAUGAUGAAGGGAAUUGUGUGUGAAUUGAUCCGGGAUCUUGUUACAUUUUUAUUUUCAUGUAACUGAGCUUUAUGAACUGUAAUGUUGCAUUUUAUAUGGUAUCUAAGCUGAUCUAUCAUUUUGCAUAAA